UGAACAUAGUCAAAUCAUAGUGUGAAAGCAGGUGAGCUGGUUGUACUAUUUUUGGCAAUUUGCUGGUGUUUUGUGGUGGCAAACUGAGCAGGUCGAGCGUAACAUGUCAACUCUGUUACCCAUAGAUAGACAGGCUAGAAAUGUUUGAACAAUUUAACACUUUUUGUGAAACUUUAAGAUAAAUAAUUAAAUUGUCAACCCUGUUACGGUCAACCCUGCUUCUUUAUUUGCCACUUAAAGUGGAAAUCAGCAGUAGAAACAAUUACAAAGCUGUUCCCCUCCCCUGUUUUGGUAAAAAGCUGAGGGAUGGGGCUGGAGAACUGUAACCACUCUGAAAUAUCAAAAUGAUCGUUUAAGUGUGUUUUGAGGCUAUAUGGCGUUUGUUAAAAUGUACUUUGUUUACCAACAUUGGAAUAGAGCAAGUUUAUAUUUUUGGUUCUGAUGGUGUAUGACAGUUGAACUAAGUUCAUGAGGCAUUUAUAAGUUAUAUUCUUCAAGAAUCAAUGGUAACAUAUCAUUCAUUUAUAAGUCCAAAAAUGGAUGUAGCAACUGCUGAUUGCCCCUUUAACAGUCACUUACUAUAGUCAUUUUUUUUAACCUCUUGAAUUGGGUAAAGGGGUUUUUAUGAAGUUGAACAUGUGUUAUUUAUGAAAUAAUGUUAAAAUGAGGUGAAAUCAAACCAAGUUACAUUUCUCAAAAUGCAGCAAAUUGGUGGAACAACGCUAUUAUGAGCAGCAUGAUGGAACACAGAUUUUUACAUUGCACUCAAAUCUGAACUAUCAAGGCAUGGACACAUAAAACUGAAAGUUACUGUAGCUUCAUGUUUAUUGUCAGCAUGUAUAAUUAUUUUAUUUAUCUUUCUGUACAAGUGUAAUCUAAAAAAAACAACAACAUAAAAACAAAAAAUAAACAUAAAGGCUGCAAAUAAAUUCAGUGCAGUUCCUUCCUAUUUCUAUAGCCCUAUAUGUUGUCUUAUAUUGCAGGUUUGUCAUCACUAUGUUCCACCAUUCACUCUCUCUAGAAAUGAUUUAGUCAUGCUUCUAGGGGGGAUUAAAUCACUUGCUUAUCAUCACGUAAUUACUGUCAAUUUAAAUGUAAACAUCUCCAAUGUUAUACAUGCUCUGGGUCAGCAAGGGUUUACAAUAGGUUCAAUAUUCUGGACAGUCAAGGGUUAACACUGAGGCCCCAGCAUGCAUAUGGCUAUUUGGACAAUCUGGGCACACUUCCGGUAAUACCGUGAGAGGGACCUGGCAACUUUGCUUACGUGGAAUUUUAAGCUGAGAGAGAAACACAUAUGGCUUUACAAGCUCCAUUGCAUUUUGGAAGUAUCUCUCCUCCUUCCAUGUAAUGAUUGACCGAUCCUAGUGAAGGAGUAGAUCAGUCUCUGUGUCUGUGUCUCUGCUGAGUCACUGCAAGCUGGAAGGAGCACUAAGCUAGCGGAGCAGACGACAGCAGAGCACCAUGACCUGCCGGAUGUUUGAGGAGAAACACCAUGCCGCCAUCUACCAGAGGUACCGCUUUGUACCCCCAGAGGAGAUCAGAUACAUCAUCCUGCAUUACCUGGAAAGGAAGAAAGUCCAGCCUCAUGCCCUAGCUGUGGACCUGGGCUGUGGGACGGGGCAGAACUCACGCCUGAUGGCCCCACACUUCCAGGAGGUGGUGGGCAUUGACAUCAGCGAGUGCCAACUGGAGGAGGCCAGGGCAGUGGCAGGGUUCAACAACAUCACCUACAGGAAAGGGACAGCUGAGGAGCUGCCGUUUCCGGAUGCUUCUGUGGACCUACUGACUGCAGCCUCAGCGGCCCAUUGGUUUGACCAGCAGCGGUUCCUCUUGGAGGCAGUCCGGGUCCUGAAGCCUUGCGGCUGCAUGGCUCUGCUUGGCUUUGCUGAUAACUUCAGACUCCAUUACGGCUCAUGUGGGGACAGACUCACUGACAUCUGUGAUGAGUUCAAGAAGGUGCUGUUACCAUACACCAGCACACAGGUAGCAGUGGCCAACAUCAAACUACAAGAGCUUUACACUGCUAUCCCCUUCCCUGACAAAGAGAGGGUUGAGUGUAUCCCACUGAAGCAGCAGAUCUCAGUGAGGAACAUAGUGGGCUUCAUGGAGUCCUUCUCCAUGUACCAGGCCUUCCAGAGGGCCGAGCCUGAUGCUGCCACCGCACUGCUGCAGAGAACACUCGACAGGUUUCUGAAGGAGAUGGGAGUCACAUCACCAGACACACUCAUGGAAGUGACGCUGGAGUAUUUCUGUGUCCUGGCGUCUAAACCGGAGUGAACACUCUUUACAGUGUGAAUGUGUGUGUGUAGACAGAUGUUUCUUAAGCUUGUGUCAAUCAUGUUUAAGCUGUUGUUAAGUAGUAUUCUGUUCACAUAAGGUGUCAUUGAAGUCCCUUUGGUUGUCUCUUUUAUACAUUGUAAUGUAGAGCAAACUAUUAGCCUUAGUCACAUCAUUAUCAAAAUGCUUGCCACAUUUAGUAUCUUCCCUGCCUGAGAUUGACAAUAAAAUGUGUCUGCAGACACAAUCAUAACUUUUGAAUAUUAUUUCACUUCAGGGCCGUAUCAAGUGUCUCAGAGUAAUAUUAGGAGUGUGGAUUUUAGGAUCAGUUUUUCCUUUUAGAUCACAAUGAAAAAUAUAACAUGGACAAGGGGGUAUCUGAUCCAAGAUUAGCACUCCUAAUCUGAGACAAUUGAUACUUACGCAGCCCAAUUCUGAUAUUUUUAACUAAUUGGUCUUUUGAUCGAUCAGAUCAGGUCUGAAAAAGAUCUGAUGUGAAAAGAUCUGAUUGGUAAAAAUAUCAGAAUCGGGCUGCCUGUCGAAACACAGCCAUACUGCCCCAGAUAUUCUGAUGGUUUCUUUUUAAUAUGCUGUAUGCAUGGGAUCAACCCAAUUCAUCACGUUACGCAAACUAAGAGGAGACCUUUGGUCGGUUCUUGGACCAGUCCUUCAGAUAUUGUUUAUAAUUAACUCUUUCAGUGAUCUAGUACAGCUCAGUACAAAGCCUGUUGUUGUUGAUCUAUUGCUCAGUGAUCAGUUGGAAUAGGGUUUUAUCUGAGUAAAAAGACUGAACUCAGGCUUUUGUAUUUUCCCACAUCAAUCACAACAAGGAAAGCACUUCAUAGCAAAGUAAGUUCCUGAUCCCUCCCUCUCCCGUCCCAUCUCCAUGGGACUUCUUAUUGGUUCUGACACACCACACAGCUCUUUGACCCCAUGUAACCCUGGCUCCCUUCAUAAACAGCCUCAUUCGCAAACACACAUUCCCAUGAAGCUGCUGCUCCGCCCCUUCCUCUCUAUCUGGGGCCUGUCUCAUACUAGCCUGGCCAAGCACCUAAUGGUUUCCCUGUAACUGGCCCUCUGAAGAAAGGGAAUCUCCUGCGAUGAGUGAAGUAGUGUGUGUGUGAUCACAUUCCUUAACGUAGCCUCCACAACCCAGUGAGAAAGAGAGCUUGCAUGAGUUUUAUUAAAAUCCGUAAGAGAAACAGGUCUCUUUCUGGGCUGGAGAAUACCUUUUGUAUUCCUGUUUUCUCCUGUAGUAUAGCUCAGUGGCAUGGCAUGGCCCAUCAUCUGUUUGAAGGUAAGGAGCAUGCUGCCUCCUACUGGAAAUACAGAGUCUCAGCUCAUUGAAGAGGUCAUGUUCUUCCUGAAGAGAACGGUAGGAGUGACAUACCUGUUACAUUUUCAGACUUGGUUUUCCUAAAUCAAAUACCAUGGAUUGUGCAUGCUCAGAUGAAAUGGUUACAGUCUUCUGUGGAUGUAAAAUAGUUACAAUGGAAAAUAUUGCGAAACAUGACAGAAUUAUAUCAAUGUUUAGUUCCAGCUUUUAACGUUCUUGUAACAGAUAAAGAUGGUCUAUUUACAUUCUAAUGCCUUUAAAAAUGUGUGCAUGUACUAACAAUGUCUCAUACCUGUGUGAUGGGGAUGUGUCCUAUUUGACAGAGGGGCAUGCAGCCCUUUGACCUGGCAGUAGAUGUGCCCUGACCCACAGCCUACCUUGCCUCCUCCUCGGUGUUGGGGACCGACGUGAGCCCUGACCAGCAGGAGGUGGCCCUAGAGCAUGCAACUGCCCCUAACGUCUCUUACAGGUCAGAGCCUCCGCCCCUAACAUCUCUUACAGGUCAGAGCCAACCCCAGAGGGGAGAGGAGGAAGGUGCACUGGACUGGAGGGUCAUGUUUUGUUUUGAGUAACACUAACGUGGACUUUAACCCUUUACAUUACAGUCAAAGAAUUAGUUUUUUAUAAGUAGGCCUACUAGACUUGUAGGUACAAAAUAAUUUUAUUCAGGGUGAAAUUGACAUGGAUUUACCAAUACCGUCUCACUCAGAACAGUCUUGCCUUAUGUAACAGUACCACAAUGUCAUGGGAGAGAGGACUGUAGGGUUAAAGUCUUUUGUUGAUGUGGAUACAGUGAAAAUAGGCCAAGGGCCAAACCGGACAAUGGGACCCUUGUCUGCUCAAACUUUUGCACGUCUUCCUGUAAUGAGCAAACAUAAAAGCUAUUCUGGAACAGUGCCAUCUGAACUACAUCUCAGGAACGAAACCACAAAGUUGUGAGCAAAUUCUAGCCUGGUUCCCAUCGGUUCUUGCUGUUUUGCCAUUUCCUGUAGUGGAGGUGACAAGUUACUUGAAAUUAGCAGCCCAGUUGUCAUAGUAGAUCUUUUAACCUCUCCUUUAUGUGACUACUAACAUUAGCCUCCUCUAUCCAUGUAAUGAUUAAAAGGUCCUAGUGAAGGAGCAGGUCUGUCUCUGUCUGCUGAGUCACUGCAAGCUGGAAGGAGCACUAGGCUAGCGGAGCAGACAGCAGAGCACCAUGACCUACCGGCUGUUUGAGGAGAAACACCAUGCCUCCAUCUACCAGAGGUACCGCUUUGUACCCCCAGAGGAGAUCAGAGACAUCAUCCUGCAUUACCUGGAAAGGAAGAAAGUCCAGCCUCAUGCCCUAGCUGUAGACCUGGGCUGUGGAAGAACUCACGCCUGAUGGCCCCACACUUCCAGGAAGUGGUAGGCAUCGACAUUAGCGAGUGCCAACUGGAGGAGGCCAGGGCAGUGGCAGGAUUCAACAACAUCACCUACAGGUGUUUGAACGUGUGUGUGUGGGGUCUAACUUUACUAUCCUGUUGAGGUCCAAAAGUCCUCACAAGGAUAGUAAAACAAUGAAAGUGGGGAUAUUUUGCCGAUCCUAUUUUAGGCUUAGAGGUUAGGUUUUGGGUAAGGGUUAGGAGUUAGGGGUAGACUUAGGUUUAGUUAGGGGUUUGGGGUUAGGCUUAAGGUUAGGCGUUCGGGAAAAUAGGAUUUUGAACGGGAAUAAGAGAUGUUGUCCCCACCUGGAUAGUAAAACCAACGUGUAUGCUGUUUAAAGAUAAGUGAUGACAAUCUGCAGAGACAAAGUUAUUUCUGAAGAUUAUUAAUAAUUUCAUGUGAUUAGUGGUUCAUUUGCGUCUGUCCUUCAUUUUAAAGUCAACCCUUUUACGUGAACUAAAAUGGUGAAAGUAUAAUAUAUAUUUUUUCUUCUUGGCAUUCUCUCAACAAAAAACAUUGAACAUAGUCAAAUCAUAGUGUGAAAGCAGGUGAGCUGGUUGUGCUAUUUUUGGCAAUUUGCUGGUGUUUUGUGGUGGUAAACUGAGCAGGUCGAGCGUAACAUGUCAACUCUGUUACCCAUUGAUAGACAGGCUAGAAAUAUUUGAACAAUUUAACACUUUUUGUGAAACUUUAAGGUAAAUAAUAAAAUUGUCAACCCUGUUACAGUCAACCCUGCUUCUUUAUUUGCCACUUAAAGUGGAAAUCAGCAGUAGAAACAAUUACAAAGCUGUUCCCACCCCUGUUUCGGUAAAAAGCUGAGGGAUGGGGCUGGAGAACUGUAACCACUCUGAAAUAUCAAAAUGAUCGUUUAACUGUGUUUUGAGGCUAUAUGGCGUUUGUUAAAAUGUACUUUGUUUACCAACAUUGGAAUAGAGCAAGUUUAUAUUUUUGGUUCUGAUGGUGUAUGACAGUUGAACUAAGUUCAUGAGGCAUUUGCAAGUUAUAUUCUUCAAGAAUCAAUGGUAACAUAUCAUUCCAAAAAAGUCCAAAAAUGGAUGUAGCAACUGCUGAUUGCCCCUUUAACAGUCACUUACUAUAGUCAUUUUUUUUAACCUCUUGAAUUGGGUAAAGGGAUUUUUAUGAAGUUGAACAUGUGUUAUUUAUGAAAUAAUGUUAAAAUUAGGUGAAAUCACACCAAGUUACAUUUCUCAAAAUGCAGCAAAUUGGUGGAACAACGCUAUUAUGAGCAGCAUGAUGGAACACAGAUUUUUACAUUGCACUCAAAUCUGAACUAUCAAGGCAUGGACACAUAAAACUGAAAGUUACUGUAACUGUCACGACUUCUGCCGAAGUCGGUUCCUCUCCUUGUUUGGGCGCCGUUCGACGUCACCGGUCUUCUAGCCAUCGCUGACCCACCUUUCAUUUUUCCAUUUGUUUCCCAUGUCUGGGUGCGGUUGGUUUUGCAUAUUAAACUGCUCCGGUUAUUACCCAGUUCUGCUCUCCUGCGCCUGUCACCCCAGCAGUCAGUCAAGCACCUCUAACAGUAGCUUCAUGCUUUUUGUCAGCAUUUAUAAUUAUUUUCUUUAUCUUUCUGUACAAGUGUAUGUAAUGAAAAAUAAUCGAACAAAAAAUAAACA
This is a messenger RNA of Oncorhynchus mykiss (rainbow trout), 6654 nucleotides long. Its product is annotated as putative methyltransferase DDB_G0268948. Gene Ontology annotation, molecular function: S-adenosylmethionine-dependent methyltransferase activity. The record is from RefSeq and is a predicted model, not a curated record. Lineage: Eukaryota; Metazoa; Chordata; Actinopteri; Salmoniformes; Salmonidae.